GGCCAAUGGCCCAAAGCCAAGUUGCCAUAUUUGGCUUCAGGGAGAGAAAGUCAACCAUGUAGAAGAAGAGUCAUUCUUGAGAUUUGGGCAUCAGCUGCCAUGAUCACUCGAUGGUUAUUCGUAUUUGCUGUUAGAGUAUGCUGCGCCCAAAGUCCAGGCUUCUCGGGUGUUUGGCACUAUGUGGAUGCACGCGCCGUGGUUUGUCCAGGGGGCCCAGGUAGGUUCUCAAUACCCAUGGAGAAGCCAACAGGUUUUGACAACUUGCCGCACAUUUUCACCGUCUUCCGCACCACAAACGGUGCUGUGAGCCUUGGCUUUGUGGCUAGGGAUGCCGCAGGCAGGAUGGUCACUGACCAAUCGGGUGGCUUAAAUCUACAGCCACAAGGCUACAGAAGGCUUCAAGGUUCCGAUGCAAGCGCGGAGGCGGGGGAGGUGGGUGUUCGGAAGCUGUUGUUCUCGCCCCGCCGGCGUUACUCAUCGCCACGCCGCCGAUACACUGAUUCACGACGCCGGGCCCCGACCACCUCAUCGCCGCGCCGGCGCAUGACGGAUGAGAGGCGACGAUACAUGUCCUCCCCGAGGCGCCGCUACAUGGACUCAGCCCCCAGGCGGCGCUACAUGGACUCAGCCCCCAGGCGGCGCUACUACGAUCCGUCCCCCCGGCGGCGAGCUGCCACAAUGGAAACGCCCCGGCGGCGGGCAUAUUCAUCUGGCCGACGCCGCAGGAGCAGCUUCAGCACCUAUACCAACCCAUACAGCCCCAGCAUCGGGCAGUACGGCUAUAGCCCAGCAUAUGCGACCCAUAAUUAUGGCGGCCACAUGCCUAUGACCACGCCAUACGGCUACUCAGGAGCGAACGCCUAUCAAGGCAGCAGUGGCAGUGCCAUGAAGAUUGCCCUGGCCGGCGGUGCUGGCCUGCUUGCUGGUUAUGCUGCAAGUCACUUUAUGAAUGGUGGUGGUUCAAACCAGUACCAGUGGGGUGGUUAUGAUCAGCAGCAGUUGCUCAACGCACCGUGCACUUCAGGCUCUUGGUCGGGGAUGUGCAACAACUGCGUGUCCCAGUUUGGGCCCAGCAGCUGUGUUGCUUCGCUCACGCCAAAGUUCGACGCCACCCGGGAUGACCUUAUGUCAACUGGCUUCAUUCCUGCCCAGGUAGCAUGGCCAUUGCAGGUGGAGGUGACGCAAAUCUAUGGCCAGGACUUCAACCCUGCGCUGAUCUGCCAACCUCCACCACCUGGCGUGGCACCACCUCCAAUGAAGCAGCUGUUCCUCACCCUGACAGCGCUGCCACCCCCUGGCGCUGGCCCUGGCACACCACCAAACGGUUACCAAAAUGGCCCUGGCUACGCCCCCCCCGGCCCUGGCUACGCGCCCCCUGGCUACCAAAAUUAUGGAGAGCCAAGUUCCGGAGGAGUUGCUGGUGCUUUUGCAUCUGCCAUGUCAAGCUUGGUGGCCUGCUGUUGCUGCUGCGGUCUUUGCGCCUUCUGCUUUUUUCAGUCGAAGAAGAAGCCGAGCUAUGGCAACCCCUCCGAUUCCUCCGAUGAUGAGGGGAUGGAGCUCGCGCAUCAUUCACCAAACCCGUAUUGGGAUGCUGGGACCCACGCGCAGGGCGGUGGCCGAGGCUUCAUGGGCACAUUGGCCCCCAACGGCAAGGCUUGGUCAGAGUAUUGCGUUGGCCAGCCAGAGCUCGGGACGGGCAUGGUGCUGGGCCCGUGGGGCGAAUGCUUGGCCUGGGCUGUGGCCUAUGAGCAUCGAUCACCCGAGUGGCACAAAGAUCCGCAGUAUCGGGAGAUGGGCCCGGUGGGCUCCGUAAUCCAAGCCAUGAUGGAGAAGGCCUCGGACCAGAUGGCUCCAAAGGUGCAAGCAGCCGCAGAGGAACUGGAGGUCUAUUGCAGAGAGGCAGCAGAGCAAGGCAGGCCCCUGCCGGUCAUCAACCAGGAGGUGUGACACCAGGACGCAGCUGCGACGUAUGCGGCGCCUCUUUGGUGCAGCAGUGCAAGAGUUUGUUGCCACAGUUGGCACAUCUGCUGCCUCGCAAACAGAUGUAAAGGGUUGUGGAGGCCGCCUAAAUCUGAAAGGUCGCACAUGUGACAGGAACCUGCCUGUUCCAGGGGCCAGAGGUUCCUGAACCCUGUCUACUCGCUUCAACUGGCAGCAGCUAUGAUUGAAGCUUGCGGCAUGAUGCUCUCAAAGUCGCUGAGCCAACUCACACUUCAAAAUUGUUUUCAUGCGUCUGCGUCAAAGCACGCGGCUCGACUCGCUUGAGCAAAAGCAACAUGGGAUAUAUCAGCAGGCAAAGGUAAGCAAUGGCGUGUUUGCGUGUUCCACCUUGCGGUGAUAGCCGCAUGUUGCACAUUGCUUGUUGCGUGUCAAAACUCCAAGGUCCAAUGGGACAGCACGCAUUUUAACCUGU
Effrenium voratum is the source of this 2413-nucleotide messenger RNA. Lineage: Eukaryota; Dinophyceae; Suessiales; Symbiodiniaceae. The record is from the annotation of a GenBank genome assembly.